Blastomyces gilchristii SLH14081 is the source of this 228-nucleotide messenger RNA. RefSeq lists its product as uncharacterized. The record is from RefSeq and is a predicted model, not a curated record. NCBI's taxonomy places the organism in Eukaryota, Fungi, Ascomycota, Eurotiomycetes, Onygenales, Ajellomycetaceae. The coding region runs from base 1 to 228 and encodes 75 amino acids. The transcript has a single exon.
AUGCAGUCUCCAAGUGUUCAUCAUUCUACCUGUUAUAUGGAUUGCAUUCACGCAUCCCAGAGAAUGCUUCGAAAAAGGUGGGGGAGAGAGCAGUUGCGGACGCAGCAGGAACAGCAGUUGCAGACACAGCAGGAACAGCAGUUGCGGACGCAGCAGGAACAGCAGUUGCGGACGCAGCAGGAACAGCAGUUGCAGACACAACAGUCGCGGAUGCGGAACCAAGAUUGA